UUAAACCCCCAAAAACACGUCAAAACACACCCAAACACCUCAAAACACCCAAAACACCCAACACACACCCAAAACACACCCAAACACACCCAAACACCCCCAAACACCCAAAAUGAUAGCAAAUUCGUCUAAUGUAUUAAUCUCAAACCCCGUUACUACUACCACCGCCACUUCAAGCCCCGCCCCAGCCUCGCCCCGGCCCCGCAGCGGUACGGAGGGGGCGUUGGGAGCCGGGGGAAAGGUGGGGGCGCCUGGGGGAACGGCGGGGGGGCCGGGGGAGUACUUGGAAGAGGAAUACAAGGAAGAUAUUGCCCAAUUAGAUGUUUUACUGCAUUAUGUCAACAAUCUGUCAGCCUCUCUUGAGUUUCUGGCGUGGGAGAAGAAGCGUAUCUCUACGGACCUCCUGCCUUCCCUCCUUUCCAUGUAUGACACUCUCUUCGCCCGACUCAGCCAACCGAAGGAGGAGGAAGACGAAGAAGAAGAAGGAAGAGGAGGAGGAGAAGGAAGAGGAGAAGACACCACAUACAACGGCUACCUGACGAGAGAAGAGGAAGAGGAGGAGGAGGAUGGGAAGGCUAAGGAAGAGGAGGAGAAGAGGAGGAGGAGGAGGAGAGAAGAAGAAGAGGAAAAGGACAGAAUAAACUCUUCUAUAGAUUUGCUUAUGGAAGAUUUCAACACUCCUUACACAACCUCAAAAGACACCCUUAAAAACUUCCCUAAAAUCCCUGAAAACGCUGGAAAUUACCCUGAAAAUGUCCCUAGUCACCUUCAGGACCCCCAAAGUACCCCCGGGAACCCUCAAAUGUCCCUAAAACACCCUGAAAUGACCCCAAACACACUCAAACACACUCAAAAUAUGAAAGACAGUAAAAACGCCCUUAAAAACACGUCUAGACCCCUUAAAACACCUACAGGAGGCCUUAUCCCCCCUGACAGCACCCCUGGGACCCUGAACCACGCCCCUGAAACACCCCUAGGCAACCCUGAAGGAAUUUUGAAUGGGAAACUAAAGAAAUCAACAGAAAACGGAAUAUAUGAUAACGUAAAUUCCCCUUCACAGCCAGCUACUUAUCCCUCUUAUAACGCCUUAUUCUCACACUCAGAGGGCGCCCUCACACACCCACACGCACCCAGGGGCACCACACGCACCCACACUACGCCCACGCACACGCACACGCACGCAGGUCCACGCAAAGAGGCAAGAGAGGACUUAAUCUACAGGCCACUUUCAUCGAUUUCCUCAUCUUCUUCGUCUUCUUCCUCAUCUGGGUCCCUUCUGAGGCGCCCUAGGGAGGCAGGAGAGGGCGUGGGCGUGCGGGCGGCCUACCUAGCGUCGGUGGAGAGCCUGGAUGGUGACGGGGACGCCUCAGACACGGAAGAAACAGCAAGAAGGAGGGAUAGAUCGAUUAAGUCGAGGAGGGACAAAUUUCAAAGGACAGGUUCUGGAGACAGUGGCUUUCAAUGCAGUUCUAUAAGCCUUCCUGCCCCGCCCCCUCUGCCACGGCCCCGCUAUUUUGACAACAACCUCGCUAAGAUGGACCGCACCGUGCUUGAGAUAGUUGACACGGAGGCAAUUUAUGUGCGUGAUCUGCGCCAAGUCAUAGAGGGUUACCUCGCGCCGUGGAGAAGAGGAGAGGAGAGAGAGAUGUCGUCCAAACAGCUAGAAGAACUAUUUUGUAACAUUGAACAAAUAUACGCAUUUAAUAAGUCUUUCUUGAGUCAGCUGGAGGCGUGUGGCGUUGACCCCGUUGCUGUGGCGCGGUGUUUUGUGAGAAAUAAUGCUGGGUUUGCGAUCUACACGGAAUACUGCACUAACUAUCCGAGAACUGUGGGGCUGUUAACUGAAUUAAUGCGUGGAACCACCUCUCUAGCCUUUCGGGAGAGACAAACACGCCUUGGCCACUCGCUCCCUCUUGGAUCCUACUUACUUAAACCAGUACAAAGGAUCCUUAAGUACCACCUGCUACUGGGGAACAUCCUGAAGCACCUGGAGGAGGAUCAGGGCGCCGCGGGGGGCAGGGAGGAGGUUCAAAAGGCCCUUGCUGGGAUGACAGGGAUGGCGAGACAUAUUAACGACAUGAAGAGGCGCCACGAACAUGCUGUGAGGGUGCAGGAGAUUCAGUCACUCCUCUAUGGCUGGCAGUUUGAUGACCUUACUACUUAUGGAGAGCUUGCAGCGGAGGGGACCUUUAGAGUGUGUGGCGCUAAGGGUCAAAGACACGUGUUUUUGUUUGAGAAAAUGAUCCUUAUUGCCAAGAAGAAAGAUGAGAGCGUUUUGGUGUAUAAAGCACAUAUUUUGUGUUCCAAUCUGAUGCUGAUAGAGAGUGUGAGACGGGAGCCACUGUCCUUCCACGUCAUUCCUUUCGACAACCCACGCUGUCAGUACACUCUGCAGGCAAGAAGUCUAGACCAGAAGAGAGAGUGGACAUUGCAGCUGAAAAGAGUCAUUUUAGAGAACUACAGCGCUGCCAUCCCCGCCCACGCCCGCCAGCUGGUCAUGGAGUUAGGGCAGAAUGCUGCAGGUGGAGAGAGUGGGCGUGGAGGAGGACGUCGAGGCGCCCAUCACGCCCCUGAGUACUUGGAGAGAAGGAAGAUGGACCGAGAGAGAAGGAGAUCAGCUGAUACGGUUUUGAAUGCCACGAGAUUAAGAUUAAGAAGGUCAAAUAGAGCAAGGAAACUCAAGGAGGAGGAGGGGUCGAGGAGCAGGAGUGUGAGCAGGACGAGGGAGACGGAGGAGGAGGAAGAGGAGGAGGAGGAGGAGGAGGAGGAGGAAGAGUAUAGGAAGACCUCCACGUCCUCCACACCCACCUCCUUCGAAAUGCCCAAGCUUCGCCUCUCCAACAUGUGGGGGCGCCGAAGGAGUGAGCCCGGGGUGGGGGAGGGACCGCCGCACCCCCCUCAGCACCCCCACCACCCCCACCACCCCCACCAGCCCUCCACCCCCGCCACGCCCACCACGGACCACACCUCGCCCCGCCUGCCGCCCCCGCCGCCACUCACGCCAGAGGUGUGUGUGGACGGGCUGUCCACGUCGGAGUUUGAGGCGGAGGAGGCUGAGGAGGAGGGUGGCGGCGGCCUGGUGGGCGGAUGUGGCGGCGCGGCGGGCGUGGAGCGUGGCGGCGAGAACCUUGAGGAGAUCGUGGGCGGACUGCUGCAGCACAGCCUGCGUCUGCAGCGCCUGCUGCUCAGCAAACCCCGCCGUCGCCGCGCCCUCCACCACUACCUCACCUCAGACAGCGAGGGGGAGGAGCCCCCGCCUCGACCCUCGCCGCCCCCGCCCCGAGCCCCGCCGCCCCCGCCCGCAUCACACGACCUCGGGGACUAUGUGGACUUCUACUUCAGCGGCGGUGGCAGCGGCGCCCCUGGAAGGGGGGGCGCCUCCAGCAGCGACGCUUCCGCCUACAGCAGCGCCCUCAGUGUGGUGCCACCCCGCGCCGCUCCCGAGGCGCCGCACUGGGCCACGCCGCGCCGCAGCCCCGAACACUGGGGUCGUGGCGAGGCCCGGGCCGCGGGCCUGCGCCGCGCCCAGUCCUUCUCCGUGGACACGGCAGCGGGGGACGAGGAGAGAGCCGUGCCCGCGCCCUGCCGCACGCCGCCGCCCUGUCCCGGGGGUGACGUGUGGGUGCGGAGCGGGCGGGGGCGCCCCGCCACCAUCGCGCUGAGCGGCAGCAGCAGUGAGCUGCGGGCGCUGCACCACGCCCUGGCCGCGCCCACACCAGCCGCGCCGCCUGACGACACGGACGCCUCACUGACACCGCCGCGCAGCCUGGAGGACCUGGCCGGCCCCCACCCCGCCCACCGCAUCUACCGCUCCGCCCCUGCGCCAGCCCACCACACGCUGCCCUCGCCCUCAUCCCCCGGGGGCGCUGGAUCCACGGGCACGCUGCGAGCCGCGCUUGGGCGGCUGGCCCCGGGGGGCGCGGGAGGCGUUGUGGGCAGCGUGGCGCGCCAGUGCUCACGCUCCCUGCGGGCACGCAUCCGCCAGAUCCGCGCGGAGGAGCCCCCGCCGCCCCCCAUGGCGCGGCAGGGCAGCGCGGCGCUGGGGGCGCGGCUGGCGGGGUGCGGCGAGGAGCAGGACCACUACGCCACGCCGCUGCUGCUGCGCCCACGCCCGCCCCGAGACUCCCUGCUGUCCUCCGCCUCCUCCUCCACCUCCUCCUCCGUCACACCGCCCCCCGCGCCCCAGUCCGCCCCCUCCCCGCCGCCCCCCUCCUCGCCGGACAGUGAGGGCGGCGCCUCGGCGGACUCAUUCUACGAGCGCUGCUUCGAAACUUCGGCGGCGGCGGCGGGGGAGGGGGACGGGGACGGGGACGGGGAGGGAGGUGAGGACCCCUUCAGGGACAGCGCCAUCUACAGCGACCCCGACGACGACCAGCCGCCCCCCGCCACGCCCUCCCCUACCCACCACCUCCACCACCACCACCACCACCACGCCCCCGUCACCAGGAAACCUACGCCCUGUCCCCCCACCACCUCCUCCCCCCUCUCCACGCCCCCCGGGGCCGCCAAGAAGGUGCCGCCACCCGUGCCCGCCAAACCAGAAGCUGUGCGUGCCCGCGGGCGAGCUGCACCCCGCCCCGCGCCCCUCACCCCCACCACGCCCCCUGGGAUGGACAGUGGGGGGUCGACGCGCCCUCCGGCCCGCUCCUCCUCAGCACCCCCUAGGCCGCGCCCCUUGCCGGAGAGCCCGAGGGGAGGGGGAGAGGGGCAAGUGGCCAGGGGGUGGGUCAGACAUGUCAUAGGGAGGCUACAGGCUGGGGGGGGCGAGGGGUGACGCACACACACACACACACACACACACACACACACACACACACACACAC
This is a messenger RNA of Portunus trituberculatus (swimming crab), 4823 nucleotides long. RefSeq lists its product as uncharacterized. Lineage: Eukaryota; Metazoa; Arthropoda; Malacostraca; Decapoda; Portunidae. The record is from RefSeq and is a predicted model, not a curated record. Gene Ontology annotation, molecular function: guanyl-nucleotide exchange factor activity.